AUGAUUGCAAACGUUUCACCACUUUCUUUUAUAAGUUUUCAAAAAUUUGCAUUUCAUUUAAUUCAAUAUACCUCUUGCUUAGGAAAAAGAAGGAAAAACUUGAAAUUCCAAAGUCAAGAGAAAGUGGAUUUCUACUCGGAUCACAAAACUUUCGUUUUUUCUUCGAAACCUUAUACUGAAGCAGUUAUAAACUCGCAAAUUAUUUGGAGUUUCAUUGAUGCGUUUCAUGAGUAUCGCAUUGGAAUGUGA
Brugia pahangi is the source of this 249-nucleotide messenger RNA. NCBI's taxonomy places the organism in Eukaryota, Metazoa, Nematoda, Chromadorea, Rhabditida, Onchocercidae. The record is from the annotation of a GenBank genome assembly.